Messenger RNA from Aspergillus udagawae, 1224 nucleotides. RefSeq names its product HET domain-containing protein. NCBI's taxonomy places the organism in Eukaryota, Fungi, Ascomycota, Eurotiomycetes, Eurotiales, Aspergillaceae. The transcript has 2 exons. Bases 1 to 1224 code for a protein of 407 amino acids. The record is from RefSeq and is a predicted model, not a curated record.
AUGCUCAAGCCCACCCCUAGCAGGUUUGUCGCCGACAGCGCCCCUUCGUCUCGUCCUCCAAAAGCCUACGUAUGCGACAGAUGCUGGGAAACUCUUUUCAACACUGAGGCUUUUGAGCGGUGCUGUACUUGGCAUCAAAAUACUGCGAACUACAAGCAAACGGGGACUGAAACUACCGCCACUGUCCGUGAAAUCAAAAAUGCUGCCUGCAACUGGUGUGGUUAUAUCAAAAAUUUUAUUUCUGAUGAUUGGGCGCCAGACGAUAAGAUAACCACAUAUCUUGCACCAAGCACAAUCCCUUCGUGCACGCCAGCCGGCAACAAUACUUUCUAUCUGAGCAUUUCAUGCCAUUCUGGAAUGGGAAAAUGGAGAGGAGGCGCCGCCCUUUUUCUUCACGCCCUUACCACAGCAGGGGAUCCCGCUUCAGGCUAUGUGACUGCGAGGCCGCUGAGGACAGACACCAAUAGUGAGGCAGCAAAAAUGCAAAUCGGAGCAUGGCUGAGAGAGUGCAAGGAGCAUAAGCGCUGCAGCGCUUUACACGAGGACAGUAUCCUUCCUACAAGAGUUAUUGAAGUUAGUCCUCUAGGAAGACGAUAUGCGCGAGUCGUGGAGACUAAAAACCUGCGUGGACUCUAUGCUACACUUUCCUACUGUUGGGGGAACGCUGAUCUUCCAACACUCACCAGUUCCAAUUAUGCACAACUCACCGAAGGAUUGGAUGAGGAGACUUUACCUCCCACCAUCCGUGAUGCGUUUGCAACUACUCGCGCCUCGUCCAUCCCGUACUUGUGGAUUGACGCUCUCUGCAUAAUCCAAGAUUCAGAAAUGGACAAAGCGAAAGAAAUCGCACGAAUGAAAGAAAUAUAUGCCUCCUCGGCUCUGACGAUAGUCGCUGCUGCGGCAGAAAGUGUCUCUAAAGGAUUUCUCUAUCCACGUGUGUACCAGGAGAUUCUUCACACUAUCCCCGUCCGGCUUCAACCUGACGUCUUUGGCACAAUGGAGCUUCACGCGAACGUCGCGCGGGAUUUCGCUAGUCACUCUCGCGAUACUCCAGGGGGUCUUGAGAGCUCAACUGACCUUCAUCCUGACCUGGACAUUAUGUCCUCCAAAACUGGGCUUAGGGGCCAGGACGGGGGGCGGAGCGAGCCCACGGCUGUUAAGCAGUUACAGGACCGACCUGCAAGUCGAUACGGCAAGAUUGCGGGAACGCCUGGCACGGGCUAA